Molecule: messenger RNA, 9174 nt
Organism: Drosophila kikkawai
Lineage: Eukaryota; Metazoa; Arthropoda; Insecta; Diptera; Drosophilidae
Source: RefSeq, a predicted model, not a curated record
GCACUCAAACGCAACAAAAAGCGCGUGACAAUAGGCGGCGAGUCGCAAGAAAGCACACUACAAAUUCGGUUUUGACAAAGACUUAACUCACACUCGCGCAUACACACUCACACACUCUCACACGAAUGCGUCGCGUGCUGUCCCCACAACGCCCCACCUCCCCCCUCCGCUGUGCGUGUCUGUGAAAGAAAGCGAAAAAAGUGGCCAAAUUGCCAAAAAUAAAAAUAAAAGAAAAUAUAAAAUAUAAAGCAAAGAGUGAGAGAGCAAAUCAAUUUGCGGCAAUUAAAAAAGUAAAUUAGCAAAUUAAAGUGUUCGAAAUUAAUACCAAAAGCAAUAAGUAAUUAAUGUGUACAUAGCCUACAAUGCACUUUUGUGUAUUGAUCUGCCGAAAUUGACCUUUUGGGCCAGAACCCCCUCGGAAAACUUCACCCGCUUCGAGAGGAAAGGAAACAGCAACAAGCUCUUCAUUUCCUUUUUGAUAAUUAGCAAGUGGAAUGGAAUAAUCAACCGUUAUGCUCUGUCGCCAAGUGAAAUGCAACUGCAGCUGAGAACCGCUAUUCAGUCAAGUGGCAACAAAAAAGCUAGCGAAAAAGGGAGCAGCUGAAGGCAAAAAAAUGCGAAAAAAGGCGAAGGGCGAAAGGAGAGUGGGGUGUAGGGAGGACGAGGACUGGAAAGCGCACUAUUGACAUAUAUACGCGCAGUCACAAAGCGAGUGCCGCGAUUCGAGCGAAAGAGAAGCGAAGGAAACGCCGCAUAAGACAAAACAGGAAAUUCACUUAUACACGCGCACACUCACAGACACACUUACCCACACACACGCAACUGACGCAUUUGAAAGGAAAGGAAAUUCGCGCUGUUGAGCUUUGCAUUCUGACAUUUCAUUUUCAAAACACAGAUUCCAGUGAGAGCGACACUCGCUCUCCCACACUCUCUUUUCCAAGCCUCUCUCUUACUGCGCUCUCCCACUCUCCGGCUCUCACGCUCUCCACUUUCCAAGCUUGAUUCCUUCAGGUUUUUUUUUAUUUGUAUUUUCCCCGAGCAAAUGAGAAAGUAAACAAAUGCCAAAGGCGGCCGCAUUAACCAGAAAUGAAACGGAAUUGUGAUACCACAUGCAUUAACACGCUCCUUGUGUGCCCCUAACGAAAGUUGGGCUGAAAAGGCAGGGGGAGGGUGAGCGGGAGCCGGGACGGUGCAGUCACGAAGACAAACAAAGGGGCCGCCACACAAUUGGCACCACAACAAAUGCCCUCGUUCCACUUGGACUCCAAUUGGGAUUAGGCCUUGCUUGCUGUGACAUUGACAUUAAUUGAGAAGCCAACAACAUCAAAACCGGGGGAAGGGAAAUCCUCAUUAAAGAGUGAUUUAGGAAACAAGAACUCUGUCAAUUGGGAACCGAAUAGUUGUUGACACCCGUAAACAGUUCUUUUUACGGCCGCCUUUUUUCCCCUGUCACAUUUCAUGAUUCAGGAUUUUUGGCACGAAAAAACCGUGUUCAAAUGGUUUCAGCCUGGCAUUACUUUUUACGGCCUAUUUUACGACCAUAAUUCCAAUUACAAGUUUUACAUGUGUAUUUUUAUGUAGUCGCGAGAGCAAUAAAAAAUAUACUGUCUACGUGCGUAUACGUAAUUUUUACAGAACUAUAGCAUACAUCACGGCUGAAAUAAACAGCAGUUUAAAACAAAAUUUGGCAGUCAAAUUAUUAACCAAACACCAAGAAAAUGAAUUUAAAUUAUUAUGUUUAUAAUUUAUAUAUCGUUUUUUUUUUAUUUAAUUAAUAAUUCAAAAAAACAUAAAAAACAUAUUUCCCGAUUUUAAUUUCAAAAUCAACUUCUAAAGGUUUUUAAUCUGGGAACCUUCAAAAACGUAUCUUGUGUCCGGCCCCUUCGGCCAUCCGUUUAUCAAAGUCAACCGAUUGGGUAGCUAAAAUCAGUUCAGCCGGCAAGAUAACACCCCUGAUUCAUAGCCACCUUUAAGGUGUGUUCAUUAUGGCCCAUUCACCAAUUGGCAAUGCCUUUAAGUUCCGAAAUUCGUGUUGCUGGGCACGAGGCAGACCUUAACCACGAAUUAUGCCUGAAUGAUGCUACAGGCAACCAACUUCAGUUUUAAGAGCUCCUCAAAGGCAGACACAGCUGCGGACAUUAGGCAUUACAUACAAAUUCCGUACAAAAGCCGGCUUCCCGGAGAGAGAGAUAGACAUACAAAUGAAUUUGAAGAUAGAGAGAGAGAAGAAAACACAUUUAGGGGGGUUGAUUUUUGGGCGUUGAAAGCGCUUUUCACUAAUUCAAUGCGACAUUGAAAACAGUGAGCUUGAAUGCGGAAAGUGCAGACUUUCGGGGGCCAACGGACAGAGUGGCGGACGCAAGGACACGCGUACGGACAGCCGUAGUCUGACUAGACGGAACCGGAAGGGCGUCAGCGUCUGGCGCUCAGCCAAACCAGAAAACCCGAUGAGGGGUGGCCCAAUAUACAUACAUACAUACAUACAUAGAUGCAAAGCCGGCAAAAGGAAAGCCAAAGGAAAGUGCCAACCUUGGUACAGUGAGAGGGUGGGGGGAGCAAGGAACUGCGGGGUUCAUGUCUGCAUAAAUUAUGUAUGUAUAUUUUUGGCCACCAGAUAAUCAACUCGUCAAAGGCUUCUCAUUUUUUGGCAGUCGAUUUAUUGGUUAAAGGGUGCCAACGGAAAAAUCCAUGAGCGCAAAAAUAUCCAUUCCCGGGCAUUGGCCAUGAAUAAGGUAUGAAGAGCACGUGACUGGUACGGUCCCAGAAUCCGAGAGACAAAGAGGACAGGGGGUUCUGGCAAAGGGUUCGACCUGGAUUGGCCAUAAAGUGAUUGUGAUUUCCCUUUUAGAGCAAAUAGGCCGGCAAUUAUUUGCGGUGUUUGUGAUUGCGGGCUGCGGUUCAACGGGUCCGCUUCGGUUUCGGCUGCGAUUCGGAUUUCGAUCCACCUUUCGUUUACGGCCACGGGUUAGCAAGCGUACGUAUUGGCCGGAAGACACAGGGACACCGGCCCCGUUAAGAUUUCGGUCGUCGGCGGUGGUCAGAGAGGCUCGAAGAUUUGGCGUCGCGAGCGCAUCGAGAUGACAAAUGAUCCUGACCUCGAUGACUGUGCCUUUCUCUCCGGUGGCGAAUCGAGCGGCGGCCGACAGACGCGCACCGGAGUGGCCGUCUGCUCCCAGCGCCGGGCUCUACUUGUGGCCGGGAUCGUGCUCGGCUCGCUGCUGCUGACGGCCAUCAUCAUCGCCUACGCCGGACCGCAGAACGACUGCUCCUGCGGAUCUAAAACUGUGUCUGGUUACGAUACGGAUGAAGAGAACAACACUCAGCCCUUUAAUCCGAUUGCCACCAACGGGGAGCCCUUUCCCUGGCUGGAGAAGAUGCUGCCCACCAGUGCGAGACCGCUGCGCUACAUGGUUACCAUCCAUCCUAACCUGACAACGCUGGAUGUGAAAGGCCAAGUCACCAUCGAUUUGCAUGUGGAGAGGGAGACCAACUUCAUUGUGCUGCAUAUCCAGGACCUCAACGUCACCGAGAAGGCCAUAGUGACCCCGGGACCCAAGGGAUACGCCCUCAAGAUUGUAAAGGUGCUGGAGUUUCCGCCACGCCAGCAGCUCUACAUCGAGGUGAAGGAGAAGCUGAAGAAGAAGUCCAAUUACACCCUCAACCUGCGCUGGUACUCCAAGCUUAAUCCGGAGCCGGAGGGCUUCUAUGUUGACCAGUAUGAGAGCUCCAACGGUGUGGAAAGAUUAUUGGCAGCCACCGUUUUCCGACCGAAUGGGGCAAGGCGAGCCUUUCCCUGUUUCGAUGAGCCCCACGUUAGGGCGCCUUUCCGCAUCUCCGUGUUCCGCGAUCGCUUCCAUAUCGGCCUGUCCAACUCCAUAGUACACACCACCGAGGAUGUGGGCUUCUACAUGGGCACGGGACUGCUCCGUGAUGACUUUAUAGAGACGCCUCCACUGCCCGCCGAUGCUGUGGCCUGGGUGGUAAGCGAUUUUCAGCGCGAGUCUUUGCAGCCAUCGGCCGCUUACAUCCCCACCACAGUAGCGCCACCGGGGUCCGGAGCUGGUGGCAAGAAGUCCGCCCAGUUGAACAACUACACCCAGCUGAAGGGCAAGAACCCUCCGGUGCGGAACAUCACUGCCCUGACGCAAUCUCUGAAUGUGAACCUCACGCCCCGCCAGAACCUUACUACUGUCCAAACGACGACGACGACAGCUUGGCCUGUAUAUCUUAAUGGGAAUGGAAAGCCAUCGAAUCUCACCUCUUUGUCGCAGUCCACGGGCUCCUCGAUUAAGAGGGCUCCCUCGUACACGUUCUAUGCUCCGCGGGACCUACUGAUUCGCUCAUCCUUCAUCCUGCACACAUCGCGGGAUGUGCUGGAGUAUCUGCAGACGUGGCUGGAUAUUAGUUAUCCACUGACAAAGGUGGACUUUGUGGCACUGCCUUCUCUGGACCGCAACAUGAUCUCCUCCCUGGGCUUGGUGACCCUGAAGACGUCGUUCCUAACGGAUCCCAGUUCGAUUACCUCUGAGCAGUACCAGUUCAGCGCUCUUCGGAUUGCAGAGGCAAUGGUGCGGCAGUUCUUUGGAGGUAUCACCUCCCGCAAGGUGCUCAAGGAUGUGUGGCUGUGGGAGGGAUUGAUUCAGUACUUGGGCAUCCAUACCCUGGCUCCCCUGCAGGAGAGCUGGCCCCUGAGGGAAAUGUACCUGCUAAAGAUGGCCACAGCAGCACUGGAUAUCGACGCCAUCCAAGGAUGGGAUAGCAUUAUGAAUGGCACCAGUCACGAUGGCAAUAAUGAGGAGUUCUUUGUGCAAAAGACGGCGGCCAUCUUCUCCAUGCUGCACACAGCCAUUGGCGAGGAUAGGUUCAGAGGGUGCCUGGGCUCGUUUCUCAAGGUGAAUCGAUUUAGAACCGCAGAACCGACCGAUCUGUGGACCAUUUGCACCAAGAAGGCCAACGGUUCGAAGAACAUCAAGGACAUGAUGACUCUGUGGACCCACCAGCCAGGCUUUCCGCUUUUAACCGUCACCAAAAUGGGCAACAGCAUUUCCAUCUCGCAAAGACCUUUCCGGCCCGCUGACUUUCUGGCUAUUCACGAUGAGUCCUACGAUGGGAAUAACUAUAACAAGACCGCGCUCAAUGCCACGGAUAUGCCCAUUACGGUGCCGCCCACAACGCAGGGAAGCAAGCACAAGGCGGCGCCGCACAUGAAGUGGAUUUUCCCGGUCACAUAUGUGACGGAUAUCAACAAUGUCAGCGAAACCCUCUGGAUGCAGAAUGUGGAUGUAACCUUCAAUGUCCCGGAGAACGUGAAAUGGAUCAAAGUAAAUGCCAUCCAGAACGGCUACUACCGAGUAGUUUACAACGACGACAACUGGGCGAGUCUCAUUGAGGAGUUGGCCGCAAAUCCCAAUCGCUUCACCAGCGAGGAUCGACUGGGUAUGCUCUCGGACGCCUUUACGCUGUGCCAUGCCAAUCUGCUGCCCUGCGAGAUCACCAUGAACAUGAUCCAGUAUCUGCCCAGCGAGACGCAUUACGGACCCAUGGCCCUGGCCUUGAGGCAUCUGGAGAAAUGGCGACGCAUCCUCAAGUACUCGGAGUGCUUCCUGAUGCUCAGCGAGUUCAUCAAGAUAAAGAUUUCUACGGUGAUGGAGAAGGUGGGCUGGUCGGAUGACGGUGAUGUGGCCACCAGACUAAUGCGUCCCGAGGUGCUUUUGGCCUCGGUUCUGUGGGAGGACAACGAUAGCAUCUUCAAGGCUAAGAACAUGCUUAACCAGUCUCUGUACUACAACGGUUCAGCCAUUCCACCCAAUCUCAGAGAGGUGGUUUACACUGGAGCAAUCCUCUCCGGCGAGUACAUCUACUGGCAGCACUGCUGGGAGCGCUUCGUCACUCUCCAGCGAACAUCGGAAACUUUUGUGGAGCGUAUGCAGCUGCUUCGGGCCCUGGGCAGGACCAAGGAUGCCUGGCUGCAGAACCGCCUGCUGUCGCAUGUGACUAUGCUGCCCACCGAGGAGGUGGUGCAGGUGCUCAAGGCCAUCGCUGGCACGCCGACUGGCGGAGCCAUGGCUUGCCGCUUCCUGCAGGCCAAGUGGUUCGAGCUGGAGAAACGUCUCGGGCCGGGCACGAUCAGUUUUGCCAAGGUCAUAUCGGCCAUUACCCAGUAUGGAGCCACCAAGUUUGACUACGAUGAGCUCAAGUCGCUGGUGCAUCGCUUCGGCCGGGGUCACGGCAUGUCCGUGCUGAACAUGACCCUGAGCAGCGUGGCCUCAAAUGUGGAGUGGGUGGCAAGGUCGCAGACGUCGCUGUACAAGUGGGUGGAGGGCAACCUGCACUCGCACCGAUAGAGGAGGCGGGACACGGAGGUCCGCGCACAGUUCUCUCUUCAGACUCAUUUGUAAUUAUGUUCCUCUCACAGACACGGCUCUCACGUGGACCUUGAUUUCGCCGAGUUAACUAACACACUAUGGAUCUGUACUCUUUACCAUAUCAUUGCCAGUUCGAUCGAUCUCCUUGGUUUUCUCAGUAGCUCUCCUAUAAGUUUAGUCCUCAACGAGUGGCCUCACUCGACUGUAAAUUACGAAUGCUAUGAUCAAGCAGCUGUAUGUGUAUAUCUAUCCCAGUGGAGGAAACCAUUUCUAGCACAUAUGUAUGUGGAUAUCUACAACUGAACAUAAGGAUCUAUCUAUAUAUGUAUAUUGUAUAUGUAUGUAUAUUUUACAAACCGAAAACAAAACAAAAAAGAAACCAAACAUACUUAGAGCAAUGGAUAAACGUAGAUUGUAAGCGAAGAAACACAAAGAACAAACAUAUUUUUUCAUAAAAACAAAAAAAAAAGGAAACAAAACAAAACAACAGAUGAGGCCACUAAAUCGAGAUUAACUAAAUCGCUAUGAAUGCAUUCUAGUCCCUGUAUAGCAUAUGUAUAUUAGAAUUAGUGAGCGGCCCGCUCGUGUGUGUAUCCGUGUAUGUGCGCAUCGAAAUAUCACAGAACUCUUCCUUUUGUCCAAAGAUAAUUUACUUAUCCAACAUAAUCAUCCUAGAACGCCUAGCUAAGGAGUCCUGCCUGACCAGGAGCAGAAAUUCUUGAUUAAGAAUAUAUUUUAUAAACAGUAUUAGCUUCCAGGAUCAAGAUUAAAUGCCAUUUUGUCCACCAAUUUGGUAUGAAGAGUACCAGCGCAAAAUCUUUUUGAAUUGUAAGGACACAGAGUUGUUAUACCUACAAGGUCAGAUAACCAAAGGCUUAAAGACUGGGAAACCAGUUAUAAUCACAAAAACUUGUUCAAUAUUCAGAACAUACAUUUUUAGCCCGACGAUAUUCUUAACUUUAAAAUCAGAUUUAGCUUCAUUGAUAUAUGUUUAUGGCUGCCAUAGGUACUACUAACUCAUGAAUUUUUUGAGAAAAGAUCAAAGAAUUUUAUUAAAAUUUAUAGAACUCUGUCAUAAGAUAGAAUAUAUCCCCUACUAUGCUUUGAGGUCAGGCAGGCAGAUAAGUUAGGAGCUUGCGAUACAAAAUACCAUAUAGACAUAUGUACAUACAUGGCAUACGCGAUGUAGUUUGCUAGAACCCAAACCAGUAAAUGGAAACUAAUUUAACACUUUUUAUUUACGCACUCGCAUAAGACAUCAAAGACAUACAACUGAUAAACAGAUUACAACGUUCCGUAACUACGAUUUACCAUGUGUUUUCCGAUUUAAUCAUAUCGCUGGUUAUCAUUUGAUUAGUGUUGAAGCGUCUAUGCUGCCCUAAAGAUAGCCAGGUCUUCGGAUCCCAAGUGUUUGUGUAAACUGAGGGAAGCCGCCGACUUCUGUCACCCAAAUCAGGGGGCUUUUGGCACGCCGGUUUGUCAUUAUAGCCAAAUAAACGUGUAUAAGUUGGUGAGCCACGAUAAGAGAGGGCCGCGCGACAAGAUUAGCUUGGGAUGGGUCAGGUGCGUAGUCAAGUGGGUUAUUAGGGGCUGAAGCACUCUGUGAAGUAAUUAAAAACUGAGCAAUAGGAAAAUUCUACAAGAACUCCAGCGAGAUAAACCCCAAAGGGAUAAUCAAAACCCCCCUUUAGCUACGCCUGGGAUAUGGCCGCUUCUCUCUCUAUCACUUGUUAAGCGGAUUCAAAGUUAAACCUUCAACCAUUUUCGACUAUGCUAAUUCGUAAACAAAAAUUUCAUUUGAAGCAUUUGAGAUUUUUGAGUUGGUUUUAGGAAAAAAGAGGUGAUUUCUGAGGAUUAUUAAAUUGAAAUGGCAAAGAUUUGCUUAGGUAAAAAACACUAAGACUAACCCAAAGAUACUCGUCAUACUUGCAACAAAGUCAAUCGCUCAGAAACCCCCAAAUCGAAGUAUAAAUAAAUACAGACAGCGAGAGAGAGAGAUACAAAACACAAGCGAAAACAACUUUAUUAGCGACAAAGAUAGAUCACAGUGAAAACAACAACAACAAAAACAAGUUUUGGAGCGAUUUUACGGAUUUUCGACAAAUGUAUAAACCAAACAAGCUAAACUAAAGAUGAAAAACGAAAAUAAACCCAAAUAGAAAUAAUACAAAAAGAAGAACAGACAGCAUAAGAGAGAUACUAAAGACCCAGAAGCAAAACCCACAUGGGGAAGAGUAGAUAAUGAGGAGAUUUAGAAAGUUUUUACAGACCAACAAAAACAAAGAAGACUUUAUUAUGUUUUUACACAGCACUUGAGUUCAUUGUUCGCCCAUUUCAUCGUCUAAUUGUAUUGUACAAUGCAUAUCCGUCCACAGCUUUGAUUGACUUUACACAUUUGGGUUCCAUUUAGUUCAUCAUCAGUCACACACCUCAGAACACCCAAUCCCCUAUCCUGCCCUCGAGCCCCGCUUUAUCCAGGAUUAGAAGAAUGGCCUUUUCUUAUUUCAAUGAUCGAGGAUACGAAUUCUAGUUAAUUUUAUUAGACGAAAUUUUUUUGCAAUCGGCAUCGGUAUAUUAGAAAUUAUUAAUUAUGCAUUGGCCAUCAGGUUUUAUGAAGAAAUUCGUGUAGGGAAAAUACAAACAAAGUGUAUCUAGGAAUGCAAAUGGAAAGCAGGCAGAGCAACUCUAAAGACGUAAAUCUAAUUGUAUGCUAAUGAUAUAUACACUUCUAUAUAUAAAUAUAUAUAUAUUUACAUAAUGUAAUUUAAGUCAAAUGGGAAUAUUAAUAAAUGCGAUAACUAAUCUGUAA